Molecule: messenger RNA, 1005 nt
Organism: Mesorhabditis spiculigera
Lineage: Eukaryota; Metazoa; Nematoda; Chromadorea; Rhabditida; Rhabditidae
Source: the annotation of a GenBank genome assembly
AUGGAUCGAGGACGUGCGAUGACCACCAUCACCAAACCCUGGGACGACGUCGUGGACAAGAACGUCGUGCUCAGAUUCAUCGACACCAAUCUCAAAGGCUCCGGGCAGGUGAUGUUCCAGGGCAAUGCGCUGACGGGCCUGCUGUUUCUGGUCGGUAUCUUCUGGGGAGCGAUAGCCGCGGACACGAUCACCGUCGCGAUCGGUGCCGUGGUGGGUCUGGUGGUAUCCACCGUCACCGGCAUGAUGCUGCACCUGACGACGAUUCGAUGCGUAUCGGCCUGUACGGAUACAACGGAAUUCUGUGGGAGCUGCAUUUCCGACGUUCCUUGCCGGGGGCGUGAUGCCGUGGAUCUACCUCGUGGUGGGAGCUGCCGCGUCGACCAUCGCGUUCCUGGCUGUCGCCAAUGUCUCAAGACCUGGGGCGUACCGGCGCUGACCUUCCGCCAACCUCCGCCGGCCAGUUUCCCCAGCACAUCGGGGGACGCGUCGGUUCAUGCCGACAUCACUUUCAACUUCCUGUGGGACACGCUGUUUCGCAACGUCUCCCAGAUCUUUCUGAUCAACAACACUGUCACCGGCAUUAUCUUCGUGAUCGCGCUGCUGUCGUUCGUCUACACCGUCUUCGGAGCACUGGUGACUGUUGUCAUCCACGGCACGCUGGUGUCUGCGUUCGCUCCGAUCAGCCUGCCGGCCGGAACGGGCCCGUUCGUCUUCGCGACGUGGCUGUUCCUGCUGCCGAAGAAGAAGUUCGUUCCCAUCCAGCACGACACCAUCGAGGGCGGAGCGGGCCGAAGGCAAGGAUUCGAUCGCAAAGGCGAACGGCUGAGCAUGGUUUGUCAGACUUCAGUCGCAUCGAGGUCGCGUCUGGCUAAGUCGGGAAAAGCUAGAUCCGUACAUCUCGUCCACCACGGUCACAUCGCUACCCGGCUGGGCAGCCGAAGAAAGGGCAAUGACAACUCCGUUUACUAUGCCGAGUUCGUUCUCGAGAUAGCGUGCGAUGGCCCC